UUUUUCAUUGUGAUAAACAAAGAUUAUAUUAGUUUCGACAGAAACGCAGUAAACUGUGUCAUUUUAUUUUAUUGACAUUUAUAUCCGCUAGUAAUGCGUGACAUGCAUUAUUUUCGUUAAUUUUUUGCCAUAAAAUCUAUAAAUGACUUUCGAGAAUUUUUUUUACGAUUCGCGCGAUUAAUUAUGUGUUCCUUUUCUCGGCACGAAGACGUUUUACAUUCCUACACUUAAUUUUGCACCAGUUCAUCCGCAUAUAUAACAUGGCUUGAAUCGAUAUUACAUUUACAUUAGAACAUCGGCAUCUUCAUGAUGAAAAAUGAAAGUGAUAUUCAAACUAUAUACAAUCCUAUGAAUAAUGUUCGAUCUCAUCCAAAUCCUGCCACAAAUCGAGAAAUUCCUCCUAUUAGAGCAGCGUCCAGAGAUGGAUCCUAUCACAGUGUUGAAUCAGCUGAUCUUCCACGAGAAGAAACGCAAGAGCUGGUUGGCAAAAAAGGCGGAUGCAAAGAUAAAUUAUGUAAAUUUAGGCAUGCAUGUUGUUCACCGCCAGCCAAAAAAAUAUAUUGCGGAAUAUGGGUGACAGUAUGCAUAACAGCAUCAUGGGUGGCUAGUACUCAUUUUAUAAAAUAUUUAUUCCAUUCCUACGCGCUCAUAGCAACAUUGAAUGGCACAAUGUAUAGACCCUACUUUGAACAUAUGGAAUUUUAUAACGCGCCUUUUUUUACCACUUGGUUUUGCACGAAUUGGAUGGUACUAUUUUUUCCGAUUUAUUACCUUGCUCAACUUGCCUCAUCUCGUGCCUUAACUCCAACUGAAAUUCUAUGCGAAAGCGUGAGAAACUUCAGAAACAGCCGUUUUACAGCAGGACGAUUUCUCAUUAGAUGUAGUUUCUUCUGCAUAUUAUGGGUACUAACAAACUACAUGUACGUGUAUUCUUUAAGAAUUCUAUUAGCAACGGAUGUAAUCGCAUUAUUCGCAACAAAUGUCGUUUAUGUUUACUUACUGUCUUGGGUUAUAUUACACGAACAAUUCGUCGGAUUAAGAAUUGUAGCAAUAAUUUUAUGUGAUACUGGGGUUGCAUUAUUAGUUUACAUGGAUGGAAUAUCUCAAAGUUCCACGAUGAACAGUGUUCUCUUAGCUGCCACAGCUGCAGUUGGUUUUGCCGUCUAUAAAAUUUUAUUCAAGAAAACGUUCGGUGAAGUUAGCCUCGGACAAAUAUCUUUGUUUUUUUCGCUAAUUGGUAUGUUAAACGCAACUUUAUUAUGGCCACUCUGUUUGGUUUUAUAUUUCACCGGAGUUGAAGUCUUGCAAUGGGAUCGAUUACCGUGGACCAUUUUAUUCGGCGCUAGUCUGUUUUCUUUAAUAACUAAUCUUCUAGGCAAUUUCAGUUUUGCUAUAACAUACGACUUAUUUAUAACAUUAGGACUGAUUACUUCCGUACCAGUUUCAGCAGCUUUAGAUGUAGUACUGUACGGAACUCAUUUCUAUGGCAUGAAACUAGCUGGUAUAAUUUUGAUAUCGAUCGGAUUUUUCUUAGUUAUGUUUCCUGAUAAUUGGCCAGAUUAUAUAACACGAUUACUUAGGAAUAUAAUUUUAAUGAGUCGCAAUGCGCGCGUAAAAUUCAAUGUUGAAAAUACGGAUAACAUUCAAGUCAAUGGAACCGAAAGAAUCGCGGGGCACAAAUGUCUAAUCAAAGGACUGAUGUAGAUUAUAGAACCGGAUAUAUUCGUUCUCAUUUAAGAUCGCCUUCGGGGCGAGUACGUUAAAUUAAAUAUAUUUUUUUUUUCAUUACUUUUUUCUCUUAUUUGUAUUUACUCGCAUGUAGUGUAUCGUGACAUAUCUACGUAUAGUUGUUAGUUACUUGUGAAAAGUUGUAACACUGAAACCAUUUUAAAUAUUUUUCGUUACGUUUGUGUAAUUUUUUUAAAUCGAUAUUGUUGAAAUAAUAUGUAAAACUGCCUGUAAUAAUUUUUUUCGAUAAUUACCAUAACUUGAUUAAGAUUUUAUUAUUAGUCACUGUGUAAUUAUUUUCUCGACGUGUUAUCAAAGAUAUCUGCAUAUUCAUGCCGAAUAAAAUGUUUCAAUAGUUUUUUAA
Messenger RNA from Planococcus citri (citrus mealybug), 2092 nucleotides. Its product is annotated as solute carrier family 35 member F3. The record is from RefSeq and is a predicted model, not a curated record. The transcript is spliced from 12 exons. The coding region runs from base 307 to 1704 and encodes 465 amino acids. NCBI's taxonomy places the organism in Eukaryota, Metazoa, Arthropoda, Insecta, Hemiptera, Pseudococcidae.